Messenger RNA from Meloidogyne enterolobii, 1876 nucleotides. NCBI's taxonomy places the organism in Eukaryota, Metazoa, Nematoda, Chromadorea, Rhabditida, Meloidogynidae. The record is from the annotation of a GenBank genome assembly.
UUAAUUCUUAUUCGCAUCGCUUAACCUCCCCUCUUUUGGGGUUGGUUCGAUUCCAUUCUUUUAUUUUCUUUAUGGAAAAGCUAAUGAUGAUCAAGUGGAAUUACCGGCAGCAAUAAUUAAACGUAACAUUGUUUAUAUACCAGCAUCUUCUCGUUAUACGUGGUACCAUAUUGAAGUGAAAAGGUGGAGGAUUGACUAUUUCAUCUUACAUUCUUAUUUAUUAUUUUUUAAAGAAUUGCUAAUACAGUACAAGUCAGUGUAGUUCAACGCCUCUCUGUGGGAGGUGAUAGUUCUCGAGAUGUUGAUGAGCCUACACAAGUUGUUGUUGGGAAACCAGAUGUUAAUUCUGACGUUGUAUGUUCCCAAAAAAACUAGAAUUUGCUUGAAGAUCCAACAAUUUUCUUUUCAGAUUUUCAAUGUCAUUCCAGGCCAAACACGUCUAUCCUUGGGUUUAAAAGACAAACCUCUUGCUGAGGAACUAGGAUUUUCUACAAAUAAAUUUCUUGGAACUGUGGGGGAAUUGAAUGUGGAUGGAGUGAAUGUACCUCUUUGGGUGUUUUGCAAAACCGAAGGAAUGUGUGAGGGGGCAACUGGGCCUCCGAUGAAAACAGCCACUGGACAUUUCUUCCGGUACAAAAUAUUUUUUAUGUUCAACAAUGGCUUUGCCCAAAUACGCUUUCCAGUGGCCGAGAGGAGCAGUUCAAUGCUUGCCGUUCAAUUCAGUGCUUACUCUCCUAACGGUCUUCUCUACUUUAGAGGAAGUCCAACAAGUGGAGAAUUUAUUGGACUUGAAUUGCACGAAGGUGCAAUUUCGCUAAAAGCUGAUUUUGGGCCACAAGCAAAAAUAGCUCUUCAAUUGAAUGGGACAAACUAUGCAGAUGGCAGGGCACAUAAAGUUAGAGUAAUUCGAAGAGAUGGAGAAGUGCAUUUACAGGCUGAUCCAGAAGCGGACCACAUCUCUAUAGCAUUAGAUGACAGCAAGGCUCUACUCGACAUUACAGAGUCUGACCAUUUUGUUGGGGGUGUACCUCCCGACUUCCCAACAGCUCAUUUCCUUCAAGACCAUGACCUCAACUUUGAAGGCUUCUUUGGGUGUAUUCACUCAGUUCGGCCAAAUCAACUUUCGGAACUUGAUUUGGAUAAUCCUUUGAGAGCACAACGAAAAGAAGCGGGUUGUAGAUAUCAAGAGGAGAGGCUUAGCACUUCUGAACGAAUUAUUGGAUUUCAAGGAAUUGAUGGCGGCUUCCUCAAAACCCGUGGAAUUUUAUUAGAUUCUGAUUCAACCUUCUCUUUCAAUUUUCGCACAAAAAGUUUGAAUGCUAUUUUGCUCUACCAAUCAGCAGACUUACAAAAAUUGGAACAACAACGGAGAGCUAAAAGAAGGAGGAGGACAAUGGGAGAAAAAGAGAAAUUAGAAGAGAUUAGUUGGAGAGAACGGAGGGGUGUCCUUGCAAAUCCGAAUGAUCAAUCAUUCUUGGCCUUUUACCUAAUUGAUGGACGUUUAACUAUACAUUUGGGGACAGACUCCGAGGAACGUGUAAAACGCCCAGUUAUUAGUUCAACGCAAGCUUAUUCUGAUGGAUUGCUGCAUUCUGUGUUUCUCUCUCGUAUGGGGAAAGAAAUCCAAGUUCGUAUAAACGACAGAGAAGUAUUGGCCACAAUACUAGAUGAUGAACGUUCUAUUGGGGGAGACCGGUGGAAUAUGUUAUUGGGUGGAGUACCUUCAAGAUUGCAAAGUUUAAUUCAAGAUUCUGAAUUGGGAACUGUAGAUUCGCUGGCCGGGUGUCUUUCUGAUUUUCAGUUGGAUUACGAGUAUGUUGAUGAUCAAAUCUGUCAAAAUUCCUUAUUUUUUCAAAUUUUAGACGUUUGCCCAUAA